This is a messenger RNA of Pygocentrus nattereri (red-bellied piranha), 3842 nucleotides long. It is a transcript of the gene gnao1a, whose product is annotated as guanine nucleotide binding protein (G protein), alpha activating activity polypeptide O, a. Gene Ontology annotation, biological process: adenylate cyclase-modulating G protein-coupled receptor signaling pathway; G protein-coupled dopamine receptor signaling pathway. The record is from RefSeq and is a predicted model, not a curated record. The transcript is spliced from 8 exons. Bases 446 to 1510 code for a protein of 354 amino acids. Gene Ontology annotation, cellular component: heterotrimeric G-protein complex. Lineage: Eukaryota; Metazoa; Chordata; Actinopteri; Characiformes; Serrasalmidae. Gene Ontology annotation, molecular function: G protein-coupled serotonin receptor binding; mu-type opioid receptor binding; corticotropin-releasing hormone receptor 1 binding.
CCGCUCUCUCUCUCUCUCCUCGCUGACCCUCCAUUGUGAGCAGAGCUAAACGAUGCUAGCAGCCGUCGCCGUCUUCGCCUCCACCGCCACUGCCGCCGCCCAGUAGAAACAGAGAGAGAGACAGACCCCCUCCCUCCCCUUCACCGCCUCCCUCUGCCCGAGGAACCAGCGCCGCGACCGAGAGAGACGGAGGCACGAGCCCGUUUACCGCUCCUUAUCUGCCAGACGGUCGUUCUGCGGGAUUUUCUGGUUCUUUUAAUGCUCUAGCUAGUCGUUGUCAGGGAGCGAGAGCGAGAGAGAGAGAGAGAGAGAGAGAGAACGAGGGAGAGAGAGAGCGAGCUAGGACAAGGAUAGGAAAGAAAUCCUGAGGUAAAAUAAACCACGGAGUGCUUGCUUUUUUCUCGCCCCUCGGAGCUGAAAGAAAGAGCCUGUGGUCCGUCUAGUCAUGGGAUGUACACUGAGCGCCGAGGAGAGAGCGGCUCUGGACAGGAGCAAAGCCAUCGAGAAAAACCUGAAAGAGGACGGAAUCACUGCGGCGAAGGAUGUGAAAUUACUCCUGCUAGGAGCCGGGGAGUCUGGUAAAAGCACCAUCGUCAAACAGAUGAAGAUUAUCCACGAGGAUGGCUUCUCUGGAGAUGAUGUGAAGCAGUACAAGCCUGUGGUGUACAGUAACACCAUCCAGUCCCUGGCUGCCAUUGUCCGUGCUAUGGACACCCUUGGCCUGGAGUAUGGGGACAAGGAGCGCAAAGCUGAUGCAAAGAUGGUUUGUGAUGUUGUGAGUCGUAUGGAGGACACUGAACCCUACUCUCCUGAGCUCCUGACCGCCAUGAUGCGCCUGUGGGCUGACUCCGGCAUCCAGGAGUGCUUCAGCCGCGCCCGAGAGUACCAGCUGAAUGACUCCGCCCAAUAUUACCUAGAUAGUUUAGAUAGGAUUGGUGCUGCAGACUACCAGCCCACAGAGCAGGACAUUCUGAGAACCCGAGUGAAGACCACUGGGAUUGUAGAGACCCACUUCACCUUCAAGAAUCUGCACUUCAGGCUGUUUGAUGUGGGAGGUCAAAGGUCAGAAAGGAAGAAGUGGAUCCACUGCUUUGAGGAUGUAACUGCCAUCAUUUUCUGUGUGGCUCUGAGUGGAUAUGAUCAGGUGCUGCAUGAAGACGAGACCACGAACCGCAUGCAUGAGUCCUUGAAGCUGUUCGAUAGCAUCUGCAACAACAAAUGGUUCACAAGCACCUCCAUCAUUCUUUUCCUUAACAAGAAGGACAUAUUUGAGGAGAAAAUAAAGAAAUCGCCCUUAACUAUCUGCUUCCCUGAAUAUACAGGCCCAAACACUUACGAUGAUGCGGCUGCUUACAUCCAAGCACAGUUUGAGAGCAAGAACCGCUCCCCCAAUAAGGAGAUCUACUGUCACAUGACCUGUGCCACAGAUACAGGGAACAUCCAGGUGGUGUUCGACGCUGUCACUGACAUCAUCAUCGCCAACAACCUGCGAGGCUGCGGCUUGUACUGAGCCCUUCUCUCUCGAGCCACUUCUUUGGAAAUGAUUAAAAUGCAAGUUGGUAAAUAAUAAUAAUGAUAAUUUUAAAAUAGGCAUAUACAUAUAUAUAAAUAUAUAUAUAUAUAAAAAAUGUUUUUAGUUUGUCUUUCCAAGAGCUGCCAACAGAACUGAUUUCUUAUAGAAACCCAGCCUUUACCGUUUUAGAACAAAGUUGGGACCUUUUUUUUUUCUUUUUUUUUUCUUCUUUGCUGUUUGAUGUUUUAUUUUCCCCUGUUUUUCCACCGUGUCUUUUUUGUUGUUUUAACGACACAAUCUUCGUUUUUUGUUCUCAAAAAUGUCUUUCUUUUACUAUAUUUUUAUGUUUUUGUUUAUUGUAUGUAUAUUUAUUACGUGUAUAUCAGUCGAGGGGGCUGACAGGUACACGUUUUGCCUGAGUAUACAACAUUAUGGUAAUGAUGAUGUAAUGACGAAAUAAGACAAUGAUAGCUGUAUCAAUGGCAUAGACAGUUACGCUAGUCGUGAGCACUACAGAUAAAGUCGGUCAAGCCAAACUGCAGUUGUAGCGUGUUCCUAUUCUUCGGGUUUUUAUCAGACUGGGUUUUCAUGGCGAUUCCAUUCGUUCUGUUCAGCUGUUCGAUGUUGUAGAGAAAGGAAACCCCCAGGAUUGCACCCUACAAGCUUCUUUUCUCGUUUUGUUAAGUCUUGUUCACUCUAUUUGUUCCUGUGACUGGGGUAGGCCAGCUUUAUUCGCUGUGUAUGUCUGGGGCCAUAUAGUGUACAACUUUUAUGCCCCUCAAACAGACUUGAUGAUUGAAAUUGUCAUAUCAGUGCCAACCUUCUAAGAAUGACGGGUCUGGGAAUAGUUCUAGCAACACUAGGUCACUAUAACGCAAAACUAUUAACACUGUCAUGUAAGGAACUUCUACUUUUUUUAUUGUUAAUUAAUUUAUUAAUUUAUUUAUUGAUUGUUGUCCCACACUUCUCCUUGUCACUUACCCCAUAUCCUUCUGUACUUAUACAACCCCCCCAUCCCACCAUACCCCCACCCCCCCCCCCCUCCCCCCCCCAAGCUUCUGUCCUGCUUCCCAAGUUUCUCUCUUCUCCUAGACAUCCUGUUUUAGUUGGUCUCCAGGCUGGGUAAUGGAGUCAGUCCUCUUUCACAGGUCCUGUCACACAUAGCAUGACCCUUCAGCCUUUGUAUAAAGAAACAGCUACUUGCUUCACUUAGAUAACGUUGAGAAAACUUACUAAUAAAAUCCACAAAAAAGGCAAAAAGAGCAAAAAAAAAAGGAAAAAAGAAACAGCAGCAACAAAAAGAGAGCAUCGUGUAAGCUGGGUGCGGGAGGGAGGGAUUUGGGGGGUGAGGAAAAUACAGUCACAACCAAUGAUGUGGUGCCGUAUGGGUGAUGGUCAUUGGGCUGCGUGUCUUUGUAGAAAGCUGUAGAUCCUCUGGUUCUAGAAUCUUUACAAGUAGACUUAAUCCAAAAAAAGAGUGAUUAUGACAAUAAUAAACAAUGAUAAUGAAGAAAGAUGAUAAUAUCAAUGAUGAUGAUUCUGUAAUAUUAUUAAAAGUAUAUUUCUUGUGCUUUGUAGCUAAAGACCAUUUUUUUCUCUCUCUCCCCCUUUUUUUAAAAAAAAGAAAAAAAUUUGCAAGGGUUCCCGCAAUUCACUCUUGAACCGUUCUUACUGACUUACCGAUGUUGAUGUUGAACUGUACCGAUUUUUUUUUUUUUCUUUUCUUUUUUCUUUUUUUGCCUGUUUGCCCUGCAUUACAGUGUAUUUACUUAAGCCCAAAUAAUGGUAUAUGUAUCUAUUUUUUAUUUGAUUUUUGGAAGAACCACUUUUUGGUGCGCAGGCCCCGUCCCGGUGCUGGAGAGGGCGGGCCAAUGCGUGUGGCUGUACAGAUUUCAUGCGCUUUCUCCUCGUCAUGCAUUUUUUUGGGUUUUUGGGGAAUUGUACUCAAAUAAAAAAAACACACCUUCCAGGUCUGCAUAGAAAAGCACAGCUCUCACUCAACACACGUAGAUUUGGAACGAUGUAUCUCUCCUCCCUCUACCUGCCUUCUUAGUUUGACUUGCGAAAAGAAGACAAAAAAAAAAAACCCUGAACUGUGUAUAAUGACACAAACCAGUUACGCUUUUGGAUUUUCUUUUCUUCCUCCUGCCCUUCCCUCUCUUGUUUUUCUUUCAUCAUUUCUUUUUUUCUCUCCCAGUGAAUGCUUUCUGUGCUGCUUAUUUCUCCCUCUUCUUUAGUGAAUGGUUGUUCUUUCAUGUGGGAUGUUCGUGCUGGAAAACCAAUCGAAUGUAGUGUUUACAUUAAAAGCCACAGUUUUCAUGACUACAAA